AUAGUGGAAGGCCCAAGCAAACAUUGGGAGGAGGUUGCACCACAUCCAUCCAUUCCUCUCAUCAAUCAUUGAAUAGGAUAAGACAACGAAUAUAAGAAACUUAAAUUAGGGUAUGCUUUGUGAGUUGAGAUGAUGGGUACAUAUACUAUUGCUACUCCUGCUCAUAAGUGACAUUUUUUUUAAUAUUUCUUUUUUUUUUCGAAAUAUCCAUUUUAGCUCGGAGAAAGAAAGAAAGAAAGAAGAACCAGAUUGUUAAUGAGUUAUAUAAAUGGUGGAUUGUGGAAUACGAUAAGGUAAGCUCCUCCUUGAGGCAUCAUGAAAUGGAUGAAUUUGUUUGUUUAAGAAAAGAAAAAAAGAGAAGAAGCUGGAAGCGCAUUGAAUUUUGGCAGAUUUGUGGCGUUCUAAACUUUUUCAGACAAUUUGCAUCACUUUACUUUACCAACCUUGUCCAACCCCAUUCCUCAUUUUUAUUUCCUCCACCAUCACCCACUACACCUCCUUUUCUCAACGAUCUUCCUUUUCUUCAACUGAAAACUAAAUCCCGAUCAACAAGCGCCCGCCCCCUCUUCACUCCUUCAUCACCAUGAAGAAAAUCAAAUCAGUUUCACAGGAACAGCAAUCCCCACCACCCUCCUCCUCUGCCUUUGCGAAUUUAGACGACAAUCUCUUGUUCGAGGUGUUUAAGCACGUCGACGCAAGGACACUCGCCACGGCCUCCGGCGUCAGCAAGCAGUGGUACAAAACCGCCCACGACGAGUGGCUCUGGGAGCUGCUCUGCACCAAACACUGGGCUAACAUCGGCUGUGCUAACCCACAGCUACGCUCCGUCGUGCUUGCGCUUGGUGGCUUCCGCCGAUUGCACUCUCUUUACCCAUUUCCCCCUAUCAUAGGAUCCGCAUCCUGUAUUGCCUGGGGCAAAGGCGAGGUUCAUCUCUCCCUCUCUCUUCUCUCAAUUCGGUACUACGAGAAGAUGAAGUUCAAAAACAGACCCACUUCUUGAAUUCUCAAGCUCUUUUGGAUUUUAGAUUGUUGUAAAAAGACAAAAAUUUGGGUGUUCCAAUUCCCCUCUCCUCCACCGACUGUAUCGGUUUGUUUUAAAUUCAGAGAUUGUUUGGAUUUGGGUGUUCUAAUUUAACUAACUUACAGAUUUUUCUUCUGUCAA
This is a messenger RNA of Cucurbita maxima (winter squash), 1162 nucleotides long. Its product is annotated as F-box protein GID2-like. The coding region runs from base 584 to 1000 and encodes 138 amino acids. Gene Ontology annotation, cellular component: SCF ubiquitin ligase complex. Gene Ontology annotation, molecular function: protein binding. The transcript has a single exon. The record is from RefSeq and is a predicted model, not a curated record. Lineage: Eukaryota; Viridiplantae; Streptophyta; Magnoliopsida; Cucurbitales; Cucurbitaceae. Gene Ontology annotation, biological process: gibberellic acid mediated signaling pathway; regulation of gibberellic acid mediated signaling pathway.